AUGCCUCCCAUGCCUGGUGACUUUGACGACGAAUACAUCGUCAACCCCGGAAGUGGUUUGCGUAGCGAUGGGCAACAUCUUCCUUACCCUGUUGUGGGACAGCUGCCUUACCCCUCUGUACCACAAGAAAUCGAUAUGGGCGACUACAAAGAUCUUCCGCCGCAUGAACGACCUGGGUAUGUUGCAUUCAGAGACGCACACGAUGACGAUGCCGAUCUUGCGUAUGGUACUCUGCCCUUGCCGGAAACCAGAAGGGGUCGUGGUAGUAGCGUGAGUAGUCAGCGGGCACCUUCACCAUCGGCCUACACCACUACCCCUUACCGUUAUCCUGCGUCUGGCCAUCAUCAGGAACCGCAGUAUACGACUUCCAAGCCUCCUUCUGGGCAGUCUCAGCAAUAUCAGUAUUCUCAGACUAGACCUGAUCAGCCAUCAGCACGUCAUGAAUAUAAUACCCAAACGUACAGUCCGGCUGCUGGGAAACAAUCUCAAUCUUCUCUCAAGGCUCAGACUAUUGAUGUGACUCCCGGUAUCUCCAAGCAGACCAACCUUGGUCUGAACGUGCGUAUGGACCGCUUGUCGGUCAGCGGCAAUAGGCCAGACACAGCUGGGACAUUGCCGCCGCCCAGUCCUUUGCUGGAAGCCUAUCGUGGAACAUACCAAUCCGUGUCUCCAAUGAUAGCGCCAAUGAGACUGUCUUCAGACAGUGACAUUGACAAGUUAUCUUCACUCUCGCCUGGUGCGUCCUCAGACGGCAAGCAUCACAGACGUUCCAGAAGCAGUACCAGCAAGAUCGACUUCACCAGCCCUGCCUCAGAANNCCCAAAAAAACGAGCAAGACUCUACGAUGCGGANAAAGAUGCCCUAGCUCUCAAUGAAGCAAUUUCUCAUCACAGAAUUGACGUUGACACAAUCUGCAAGAUCCUUCCCAACCUAACCCACGACCAAAUCCUCGAGUUGCGCAAGGAGUACAAGAAACACGUCAAGGUCCAGGGACGAGGCAUCAACAUCGCCAAACACAUGAAGAUGAAACUUUCCGGCAACUUUGGAAAAGCAGUGUAUGUGUGCGCACUCGGCAGAUACGAGAGCGAAGGCUACUGGGCAAACUUCUGGUACCAGUCACAUAGCAGCCGGCGCGAGUUACUCAUCGAAAGCUUGAUGGGUCGCAGUAAUGCCGAGAUCAGACAAAUUACAGAAUCGUUCAAGGACAAACGCUACAACGAUGACUUGGUUAGAUGCAUGGAGAAGGAGCUCAAGCCAGACAAGUUCCGUGUUGCUGUGCUGACUGCACUCGAGGCCAGGAGACAGGAGGAGAAUGAAGUGUAUCUGAGGCAAUAUGUUGACAAGGAUGUUGAUGUCUUGAAUAGAUGCUUGACGGCCAAGGAAGGUGGAGAAAGCACGAUGUUGGAGAUCGUGGUCAGAAGGAGCGAUGCACAUCUGCGAGAGGUGCUGAAAGCAUAUGAGCGUCGAUUCGGCGUCAAUUUUGCGAGGGAAGCUUUGAAGAAGAGCAACAACCUGGUGGUGAGUCAGAUGUUCUUUCCUUCUAGCACUCACGGUCUGUUCGGGAGUGCCGUACCAAUGACUAGAUGCAUGGUUUUGAGUCUUUCGAGGUUUAUUACUGACCAACCUGAUAGNGGAGAAGUAAUCUGCCACAUCCUCAACGGAGCAAUCAAUCGACCAGCACGAGACGCUCUACUACUUCGCCACGCCAUCGACGACAUCAGCUCCCACAACCGAGACGAAGAGCUACGUUACGAGCUGCUCAUUUCAAGACUGAUGCGAGUCCAUUGGGACCAUGCACACUUGGCUCGUGUGAAGCGCGAGUACGUCGAGAAGUACCACAAGGAGCUUGACCAUGAUAUCGAGGACGCGACCAAGGGCGACUUCAGAGAGUUCAUGUAUGAGAUUUGCAAGGCAUGA
This is a messenger RNA of Aureobasidium musti, 1917 nucleotides long. NCBI's taxonomy places the organism in Eukaryota, Fungi, Ascomycota, Dothideomycetes, Dothideales, Saccotheciaceae. The record is from the annotation of a GenBank genome assembly.